AUGUCUGACGCCACAGGGGACGUGGUGGAUGCUGCGGAGACUUUGGAAAAGCUGCUGGACCUGGCAGCCAGCCAAGGGAAUAUGGAGAAGCAGCGCGAGUACUUGUGGAGGGUGGCGGACUCCUAUGACAAAGCGGGCUACCUGGACAUUGCAGAGACCCAUCUGAAGGAGCUCCUGUCCCUUGAUCUGUCCAAGGAGCAGAAGCUGGAGGCCCUCUGCUUCCUGGCAGACAUCCAGAUGAAGAUUGAGAAGAUGGCUCAGGAGAGCAGGGUGCAGAAGGCAAUGGAGGAGCAGGAGCAGAGAUUCGGGCGGUUGACCCGCACCAUCUCAGGGGUCAGACUAGAUGUGGAUGCAGAGAGGGCUGAGGAGCAGGAGGCCGAAGAGGGGGGCCUGGCAGACACGCUCAAGUCCAUCGUGCAGCGCACCAUCCCCAACCCCCGCUAUGUGCGCUUCCAUGAAGCCCAUGUGCAGCGCUACCUCUCGCGCCUGAAGGCCUUUCCUCCCAGGUCGGCGGCGCGGAAUGAGAAGCGGAUGGAGGCGCUGCGCGAGUGCGUGCGCAUGAUCAUGGCCAACGCUGGCGGCUGCACGACGCCCUUCCCUUUCGAGGCCGCCAUCUGGCUCCUCGAAGAGCAGGAGGAGCUCUACGGCGGCGCCAUCCCCAUCUACAAAUCGCUCAACUGGUUCCGGGGCAACUCCAUAUCCUGCCUUGCUGGCUCCCAGUCGGCCAUCCAGCUUCGCAGGCUGGCAGAGAAUGUGAAGCAGGAACAGGAAGCAGCAGAAAACGGUAUCGGGAGCGACGGCCGCCCUGUCUUGACAAAGGUGGAGGACUUCGGCAUGAAGCUGGCGCACCAGUUCCCCUGGGCGCCGGCGGCGGCCGUCGCGGUCGGCCUCGCGCUGCGGCGGCGGUUCCUGUCGGACCCGGACACGCCCUCCACCGUCACACGCCGCCUGCAGGUCACCAAGACGCUCAAAGGUGGCGUGAUGAGCGGCGCAGACAGUGCGGCGGGCUGGAAGGCCCUUGCAGAGCUGCAGUACCAGAACAGGCAAUGGGCGGACGCUUAUGAGACGAGCGUGCGCGGUUUGGAGUGGAGCGUGCGGCGGCGCGCGAGCGGCUGCGAGACGCUGACGCACUUUGCGCUGUCGCUGCGGCUCUGCGUUGCGCGCUGCCUGCGCCGCCUCAAUCGCCUCGACGAGGCCGAGUACGCCUUCAAGGUCCUAGCGGGGUGGGUGACGGAGGGCGUGAGCGCGUUCGACGAGCUGUCGGGGUCGCCGCCGGUGUCGAUUCGGCAGCAGGCGCUGCGGGGGCUGGCCAAGAUCGCGCUGGAAAGAAAUGACCGAGUGGCGGCCAAGGCGCAGUACGAGCGAAUUCUGGGCAAGGCGCUAAUGGGCCGCGGGCCGCCCGCCGAGCACUGGGCGUACUCCGAGUACGCCUGGCUGGUCUUUGAGGACGGCGAUCUUGAGAAUGCGAGGGGCCACCUGGAGAAGGCACUGAAGGAGGCGCAGCGCGAGGGCUGCAGCGUGACGGAGGGCGAGCUGGCCGAGCACCACUACAAGCUCGGCCGCAUCCUGUGGACCAUGGGCGGCGCUCUGCGCGAAGACCCACACCAGGCGCGCGCGCACUUCGAGGCCGCCUCCAAGGAGGAGUGCGACUCCCAGGCGCUGGCGUGCGCGUGGCUGGGGCACUGGUACAAGGAGGUGGCGCAGAACAACUUCAAGGCGCGCAAUUGCUACCGCCGCGCCCUCAUGCUCGACCCCAACGACACCGUCGUCGCGGAGAACUUGCGGCAGGUGCAGGAGAAGCUGGCAGAGCAGCGGGUGCAGCUGGUGGAGCCCCCGAAGUCCCCCAACGCCCCCUCGCGGGGCCCCCCGCUCUCCAUGGGCCGCGCGCACUCCGCCAACACCGAGCUUGCUGAGCUCUCCAUCGUCCACGUCACCAAGGCCAAGCAGUGA
Molecule: messenger RNA, 1950 nt
Organism: Coccomyxa subellipsoidea C-169
Lineage: Eukaryota; Viridiplantae; Chlorophyta; Trebouxiophyceae; Coccomyxaceae
Exons: 16
Coding region: 1-1950 (649 amino acids)
Cellular component (GO): Ski complex
Molecular function (GO): protein binding
Source: RefSeq, a predicted model, not a curated record